AUGCUACUCGCUUGCAUAACCAUCAUACUCCUUAUAACCGAUGCUCAGGGAAGAAGGGUGUUACAGUCAUUUGACACAUUCGAGUACACGGCCAUUACUUGCAGGUCCCAUAGUGCCUCCAUAACAGAGUUUGGUGGCGUCGGAGACGGCAAAACAUUGAACACAAAGGCAUUCCAGAGCGCCGUCGAUCAUCUCAGCCAAUACUCAUCCGACGGCGGAUCCCAACUUUUUGUCCCCGCCGGAAAAUGGCUCACCGGUAGCUUUAACCUCACAAGCCAUUUCACUCUGUUUCUUCACAAAGACGCAACUCUCCUCGCCGCUCAAGACUUAAACGAAUACCCAAUUCUUAAGGCUUUGCCUUCGUACGGGCGAGGACGUGAUGCCGCCGGCGGAAGAUUCGCUAGCCUCAUCUUCGGAACUAAUCUCUCCGACGUAGUUAUCACCGGGAACAAUGGUACGAUCGACGGUCAAGGAUCGUUUUGGUGGCAGAAAUUUCACGGUGGCAAGCUUAAAUACACUCGCCCGUAUCUGAUUGAGUUAAUGUUCUCUGAUACAAUUCAGAUAUCUAAUCUAACGCUCCUUGAUUCUCCAUCUUGGAAUAUUCACCCGGUGUACAGUAGCAAUAUUAUCGUGAAAGGCGUUACGAUCAUCGCUCCGGUGAAAUCCCCGAAUACCGACGGGAUCAAUCCAGAUUCGUGCACGAACACGAGGAUCGAAGACUGUUACAUAAUCUCCGGCGACGAUUGCAUCGCCGUGAAAAGCGGAUGGGACGAGUACGGAAUCUCGUUCGGGAUGCCGACGAAGCAUCUCGUGAUCCGUCGAUUGACUUGUAUCUCACCCUACAGCGCCGCGAUCGCACUCGGGAGCGAGAUGUCCGGCGGAAUCGAAGACGUCAGGGCGGAGGAAAUCACCGCGUACCAAACGGAAUCCGGCGUACGGAUAAAAACCGCGGUGGGGAGAGGAGCUUUCGUGAAGGACAUAUACGUGAAAGGGAUGAAUCUCCACACGAUGAAAUGGGUUUUCUGGAUGACCGGGAAUUACAAAGCUCACGCCGAUAGUCACUACGAUCCUCACGCUUUACCGGAGAUAACCGGAAUCAAUUACAGAGACAUCGUCGCUGAGAAUGUUUCGAUGGCUGGGAGGUUAGAAGGAAUCUCCGGAGAUCCGUUCACUGGGAUUUGUAUCUCGAACGCUACCAUUUCUAUGGCGGCUAAGCAUAAGAAGGAGAUUUGGAUGUGUAGCGACGUGGAAGGAGUUACGAGUGGUGUUGAUCCUAAGCCGUGCGAUUUGCUUGACGGGAAACAGUCGGAGAAGAAGAAGAUCGACGGUGGAUGUGAUUUUCCGACUGAUGUUUUGGAAAUUGAUCAAGUCGAGCUCAAGAGCUGUAGUUAUCAAAUGAAUUAG
Messenger RNA from Thlaspi arvense, 1404 nucleotides. NCBI's taxonomy places the organism in Eukaryota, Viridiplantae, Streptophyta, Magnoliopsida, Brassicales, Brassicaceae. The record is from the annotation of a GenBank genome assembly.